AUGCACUUCAACUCUGCGCUCUGCAUGUCCGCGGCUCUCAUCGCCACGGGCGCUCAUGGAGCAGGUCUAGGUGCCUGCUGCCCCAACACCGACUGUACCUCUUGCCAUCUAGUGACGGGAAACCCGGCGGCCGGAGCUCAUGGCACCGGAGGUCCAUGCGUCUCGUUCAAGGCGUACGUACCGGUCAAGCAGGUAUGCCAGUCUUCUGACUGCAGCACCGGAUGCACGGCUGGGGGUUCAGGGUGUCUCAAGCCUCCUGCGCCAGCCAAGUGCAUCGUCACGUAG
Messenger RNA from Jaminaea rosea, 285 nucleotides. RefSeq lists its product as hypothetical. The record is from RefSeq and is a predicted model, not a curated record. The coding region runs from base 1 to 285 and encodes 94 amino acids. The transcript has 2 exons. Lineage: Eukaryota; Fungi; Basidiomycota; Exobasidiomycetes; Microstromatales.